This is a messenger RNA of Leishmania major strain Friedlin, 1803 nucleotides long. RefSeq lists its product as hypothetical. The transcript has a single exon. Lineage: Eukaryota; Euglenozoa; Kinetoplastea; Trypanosomatida; Trypanosomatidae. Gene Ontology annotation, cellular component: membrane. The coding region runs from base 1 to 1803 and encodes 600 amino acids. The record is from RefSeq and is a predicted model, not a curated record.
AUGACGCAGCUGUCGGGCUGGUUCUCGCAGGUGCAGUACCUGCACACGCGCCGCGAGAGGGGGUUGCACCCGGUGAACGAGAUGAACCGUUUCGCCAUCCUUGUGUGCGGGUUGCUCUGCGGGAUCUGCGUCUCGCUGCCGUACACGUUCGACCUGUACACGACGCGGUUGCGCGACCAGUUUGAGCUGUCCGCCGGCGACCUGUCGACAGUGAGCACUGUAGGACUUGUAUUCUUCUACUUUCUGCUGCCGUUCAGCGUGAUCUUCGAGAUAUUCGGGCCGUUCGCGAACUUCGUGAUAUGCCUUACCACGGGCGUGAUCGGGACGGUGGGCCUUGCGCAGACCUUCUCCGGCGCGAUCCCCGGCAACGUGACGACGAUCAGCAUAUUCUAUGCGUUCCUGAACCUGGCGAGUGGGCUGAUGGACACGACGUACAUCUCGACGCUGUUCGAGGUAUUCCCGCGCAACCGCGGCCCUGUCGUGUGCCUCGCGAAGUUGAUGACGGGGCUGGGCAGCACGAUCUUUGCGUGCUUGAGCACGACGCUGUUCAAGGACAAUUUGAUCGGGUUCAUCUACUUCCUGUGCGCGUUCAUCGCCGUUGUGAUGGUGUGCGCGGGCGCGCUGAUUGUGCUACCGCUGUACUACAUGAACUGGUGGCGGCUGCGCGGGAAGAGCGCCGAGGAGGUUGUGCUGCUGCAAGCCACAAAGCCGCUGUACGAGCACAAGUUCGUGCCUGUGCGGCGCCUGAUGGUGGGAUACGCGGUCGCGCUGACGCUGAUCGUGUUCUUCACUGUGGAGACACCGGUUGUGGCGUACGUGAGCGUCGUGUCGCGCUCGGUGGAGUUGACGAUUGGCGUUGUGGUCUCCGUGCUGACGCUGAGCGUGUUUCUGAUGCUGCUGCCGCUGCGGUGGCUCGGCGGGAUGGACGAGGCCGCGCCGUCAGAUCUCGAGCUGCGCGCGAUCGCGCUGUCGUACGAAGCACCUGCGUUAGAGCGCGAUGCGUCGGUCGGUGCAGCGAGGGGGGCGUCGGAGUCGGGCUCUCGGCAGGACCCACGCUACCCGGGCUUGACGGUGCUGGACUACUGGAAAUCGCUGGACCUGUGGCUGAUUCUGCUCUACAUGUUCUGUGUUUCCCCGAUAGGGAUUGUAAUGUCGCACAACGGGAGCACGAUCUCAAUCGCUAAAACGGGGAAUCCGCGGAGCACGCGGACGGCCGCGCUGUACACCGCGUUCAUUGGCCUGGGCAACAGCGUGGGCCGCAUCGCGUUCGGGCUGCUCGAGGCGUAUGUGCAGCACACGAAGGGUUGGAGCGGGUGCCGCCGCGUGCUGGUGACUGCUGCGCUGUUUGUGAGCCCGACACUAGCGACCGUUGGUGGUGUGCUGCUGCUUGUGCUGCCGGGCAAGCUGAUUCUGCUUCCAUACAUCGUUGUGUACAUCAUGAAUGGAUUCAACGCGGCGCUGCAGGCUCUGAUCUUCACGUGCCUGUUCGAGAGCUUCCACAACACGCUUUACAACAUGGGGUACACGGUGAUGGUGAUCUGCGUGAUUGUGUUCAACCGGCUCCUGUUCGGCAUGUACGUGGACAUGCAGCACCGCAAGCUGCAGCUGAGCGCGUCGCAGGAGUGCAACCGCGCAGUGUGCAUCGAGACGCCGUUCAUUGUUGCGACGUGCCUUGCUGCCGGCGGGCUGCUUGUUGCGGGGCUUGUGCACGUGCGGUACGCGCGGUUCGUUGCGCGCUUGCAGGAGCGGCGGCCCGAGGCGGCGAAGCCGACGGAGUGCUGCACUUCCCACUCACGCCCGUAA